AUGGAUGAUUCUCCCAUUCUUGCUCCAAACAGCGGAUCAAUCCUUCCCGAAAUUCAAUCGAAUAGUAUUUUACGUAUUGCUCUCUUUGAGCAAAAUGAAGAUAUCUAUGUGUUGAUCGCAAAAGAAUACUCUUUAGAAUGCUUUUUACUUUUUGAAGAAGAAAAACAUUUGUCCAAAUGUUGUUCCAUGCCAAGUCUUGAUGGAAAGCAAAUCAUUGACUUUCUCCUUUCAAAAAAUACUAUUUUCGUGCUCUGUUUAGAUGGAACAAUAUUAAUCACUACACUUAUAUUUCAAGAAGAUGGCUCUAUCACAUGCUCUACAUGGAAGGAACUCAGUAAUAAUCGAUCUAGUUCCUCUAACAGCCAUCCACCUGUGAAACUUUUAAGCUUAAAUGAUAACACUAUUGUAGUGAUGUAUUUACAGAAUGAAAUGCGAUUUGUUAAUACUGACACUUUUGAUGUAGUUUCAUUCGAAUCAAUGGAGUUCACUUGUCCAGCUGUUCUUUAA
Naegleria lovaniensis is the source of this 507-nucleotide messenger RNA. RefSeq lists its product as uncharacterized. The transcript has a single exon. The record is from RefSeq and is a predicted model, not a curated record. The coding region runs from base 1 to 507 and encodes 168 amino acids. Lineage: Eukaryota; Heterolobosea; Eutetramitea; Acrasida; Naegleriidae.